GUCAAAUCAUUCGCGUUUGGUUAGUAAGUUAUCUAAAAACCAUGCGUGUGAGUGAUUUCAUAAUAUUAUUUAAUAUAUAAAAAAAAUGAUUUAUGCAAAUUUGUGUGUGUUAGUGUCGUGUUUAGCAGCGAUUAGUGAUGCGGCUAAUGUAUUGUACGUGAUACCUUUUUCGGCAAUGUCCCAUUAUAUAAAUUUGAGACCUAUUGGUCUCGAACUAGCAAGGAGAGGUCAUAACGUGACUGUGGUCACAACUCAUAAGGAAGUUGACCAUCCUCCGUCAUAUCAUGAAGUUAUUGUGGACAAUAAGUCUUUCUGGGAUCUUUUAGGUGAUGAAAGACCAAAUGUUUUUACCAUGGUUGAUCUAUCGACUGAAGAAUACUAUAACGUUAUAUGGAAAGGAGGGCUAGCUUAUACAGAAUUAACACUAAACUCUUCAAACGUCCAGAAAUUUUUACGCGAAGAUCACAAAUUUGACUUGGUGAUUUCUGAACAGUUUUUCCAUGAAGCAACAUACGUUUUGGCUCAUAAAUAUAAUGCACCAUUAGCGUUAGUUACUACAUUUGGCAAUUGCAUGAGACAUAAUAUUGUUACAAGAAACCCAGUGCAACUUUCAAAUAUACUAUUGGAAAUGUUGAUGGUCAGACAGCCCGCAACAUUUUGGGGAAGAUUCAAAAACUUAUACUAUUCGUUAUACGAAUAUGUUUGGUGGAAAUACUGGUAUUUGGGUGAACAAGAAAAAUUGGUCAAGAAGUACAUUCCUGAUCUGAAAGAGCCAGUGCCAAGUCUUUUUGAAUUGCAAAGAGACACAGCUCUGAUGUUGUAUAACAGUCAUUUUAGUUUUGAUGAUGCGGUUGCAUACGCGCCAAAUAUAAUCGAGAUAGGUGGAGUGCAUUUGUCAAAAAGUGAUGGAAAGUUACCUAAUGAUCUUAAGGAGAUUUUGGAUGGCGCCAAACAUGGCGUUGUGUACGUAAAUUUCGGCUCCAAUGUGAAGAGUUCGGAGUUACCCUUGGAUAAGAAGAAUGCAUUUAUUAAAGUUUUCAGAGAGCUUAAACAAACAGUUAUUUGGAAGUGGGAAGACGAGAAACUUGAGAAUAUGCCAAAGAAUUUGAUUAUAAGAAAAUGGUUGCCACAGAAAGAAAUUUUAUCUCACCCAAAUAUCAAGGUAUUCAUAUCGCACGGCGGCUUGCUCGGAACUCAAGAGGCCAUUUUCCAUGGAAUACCUAUUAUUGGUGUUCCUGUUUAUGGAGAUCAAUAUAACAAUUUGCUACAAACGGAAGAAAUGGGAUUUGGACAAAUUUUGGAGUUCAAAGACAUUAAUGAAGAUAAUCUACGUAAAAAGCUAAAUAAUAUACUGAAUGAUGAUAAUUAUGGAGCUAAGGCAAGGGAGGUGUCGGCUAGGUUUAGAGAUAGACCGAUGAGCGCACUUGACACAGCUGUGUUUUGGAUCGAAUAUGUUAUUAGGAACAAAGGUGCUCCGUAUAUGAAAAAUUCUGCACUAAAGCUAGAUUGGGUUGCAAGUAACAUGAUCGAUGUUUACGCUUUUAUUGUUAUAGUAAUUUUAGCCAUUAUAUUUGCUUUUAUCAAAAUUGCGAGCAUUUUAAUAAAAUUACUUGUUAAUGUUCAAGGAAAGAAGGUUAAUGCUGAUAGAAGAAAAGUAAAACAAAAGCGAAAUUAACAAUAUGUUAGUAGAAUUGUUUAGUAGAAUUUUCCAAUGAUUAAAUUUUUUUUUCCAAUC
Messenger RNA from Plodia interpunctella (Indianmeal moth), 1735 nucleotides. RefSeq names its product UDP-glycosyltransferase UGT5-like. NCBI's taxonomy places the organism in Eukaryota, Metazoa, Arthropoda, Insecta, Lepidoptera, Pyralidae. The transcript has 5 exons. The record is from RefSeq and is a predicted model, not a curated record. Gene Ontology annotation, molecular function: UDP-glycosyltransferase activity. Bases 86 to 1675 code for a protein of 529 amino acids.